Oryctolagus cuniculus (rabbit) is the source of this 2496-nucleotide messenger RNA. RefSeq names its product transmembrane protein 273 (gene TMEM273). Lineage: Eukaryota; Metazoa; Chordata; Mammalia; Lagomorpha; Leporidae. The record is from RefSeq and is a predicted model, not a curated record.
CCAGCAGCCUCCGGGCUGGGGCUUCCUUCCUCCCAGUCACGGGCAGCCUGUGCCCCGGAGCCGUGGGUCCCGCAGCUCAGUCUUCCUGCCCUGCCCGGAGCUGGAACACAGCGGCAGCCAUGGGCUUAAGCAGUCCUGUGCGGAGGGCCCUCCUCUUCCUCCUGGAUGUGGGAAGCGCACAAGUGCUGGAGACAGGCAAGGCUGCUGGAACUGACAUCGACUUCAAGUACGCCAUCAUCGGAGCGGCCGUGGGCGUGGCCAUCUCCGCCGGCUUCCUGGCCCUGAAGAUCUGCGUGAUCAGGAAACACUUGUGGGACAACGAGUCUUCAGACCUGAGAAGCACCGUUGUGGGCCUCAGCGACAGCACAGUGCGGAAGAAGAGGGCGCCAAGAGAUGCACAGGUGAUUGAGCUGUGAACAGGCGGCCGUCUCCACUCCUGCCCGCGCUGGUGGACGUUUUAAACUGGAACACCCAAGGCUGGUGAUGGACAGUUGUGUGGACUCGAUACGGGGGCUGGGGGGGGCACAUAAUAGAACCUGAGGAAUAGACUCUACGGCGCCUCUUUCCUGAGGGGAAAUACCGCUCCUUUGCUGCAAGAAGCCGUCUGCGUGGAGGGAGCGUGAGCAAUCCACUCAUCUGUGGAAGCCACUCCAGCCACGCCUCCUCGCCUGGCCCCGCUGCGUGGCAGCGGCUCAUCUUCUGCAGUGGUACUGUGUCCCUGUCAAUGACAUCUGCCCCACACCCAGUGUGCCCGCGGCCUGGCGAUUAACCUGCCUGUGUCCCACACCGGAGGAUCUGAACUUCAACUCCUGCCCUGGAAUCCUGACUCCAGCUUCCUGCCAGCAGAGACCCUGGGAGACGGCGGGAUGGCUCAAGUCACUGGGUUCCUGCCACCCACGGGGAGACCUGGAUUGGGUUUCUGGUUCACAGCUUUGGCCUCAGCCCAACCCCAGCUGUUUUGGGCAUUUGGAGAGUGAACCAUGGGAUGGAAGUACUUGCUCUCUCGCUCAUAAAUAAAUUAAAUUGAAUAAAAAGAAUCCACCCAUCUGGCUUACUGAGCUGCAUCUUAUCAGCAGGUAAACAGUGUUUUCUAGAACCGCUGGUCUCACCUUCAUAGCUGCUGGGAGAACCCAAUGUUAAGGGCAGACCCUGUGAACACUCAGGGACGAUGAGACAUGGAGGCCGCCAGCCAGUCCCCAGGGCUGUCACCAAAAGACGACCCCUUUCAAAGGGAGAAUUGUCACAAAGGGAGUGAGGGGAAGGCCCCCUGAGCGCUCGGGGCCAGGCCUCCCUCUCGGCAGAUCUGCAAUGAUGGAGUCCACAAGGGAUUCGCGGAGAGAGCAGAUGCAAGUCCUUGUACACAGCUGUGCAAACGCAAGUACUUGCGUUAUCCUUCUAUAAUCACUUGGUGGUCAUUAUUUUUAAAGAUUUAUUUAUUUUAUUUGAAAGGCAGAGUUACAGAGAGGCAGAGGCAGAGAGAUAGAGAGAGAGAGAGAGACAGAGAGAGAGGGGUCUUCCAUCCGCUGGUUCACUCCCCAGUUGGCCACAGCUGUGCUGAUCCAAAGCCAGGAACCAGGAGCUUCUUCCCAGUCUCUCACACGGGUGCAGGGGCCCAAGGACUUGGGCCAUCUUCUACUGCUUUCCCAGGCCAUAGCAGAGAGCUGGAUCGGAAGUGGAGUAGCCAGGAUUUGAACCUGCACUCAUAUGGGAUGCCGGCGCUGCAGGCAGUGGCUUUACCCGCUGAGCCACAGCGCCAACCCCCUAUGGUCAUAAUGCGUGUGGCUUAUGCAGGCAGGACAGGACCGGUAGGGAACUCGGAUGCUCCUGCCAUUCUAUUAAUUGCCGCCCAUCUAAGGUCCCUUGCACACUCCUCUUCCUUCGAUGGUUAACCCUGCACUCCUGGGGGUGCACCAUGGAGUGUUUUGCCUGUCGGCUCAGCUGACGUCAGGGUGGCUGUGAGCCACUUCUCUGGGAUUGGGUUACCCUCCUUGCGCGGGAUGAAAGCUGAACUGUGUUUGAGAACAGAGUGGCCUUACAAUACCGUGCCUGGACUCCCUCGGCAUCUCUUAUCUGACUUGAUAACAAUGUUGUCAGUAGCGGCCUUUGUUAACGGGCAACCUAGCGCGGGCUCGCAACGCUCAUCAGCAAUUCUCCGUGUGGAAGAUGGAAGAAGCCAUCUUGUGAGGAAUCUGUUAAUUGAUUUGCUUCUUUUAGCAGCGUUUUAAUUAAGACAUCUGGUUUCUGAACGGCAGACACAAGUGUGCACUGAAGGUGAGAGCUGGGGCCGGGGUGGGGUGGGGGUCCUUGCCCCGCCCCCUCCUCGCCACAUCCGGACUCAAAGUGUUCUGUGCGGAGAAGAGAGAGGGGCUUCUGCACACCAGCAUCUUCUCCCGUGGUUCCAAACCUGACGUCAUCUGGGCUGCGGAACGGGCUGGGAUACUCCUGCCCUCCCAGCUCAGUAGCCCCGGGCCCCUCCUCCCCCCAGACCUAGGCAGU